AUGUCAUUACCAAUCAUUGCAAUCGCUAUUGCAUUGUUGGCCAUAAUUGGUUCAACAGUCUUAUUUCUAUCAUCCAAAGAACGCAAGGUAUUAAAUAAAGAAAAAUUCCAAAAAUUCCCAUUGAUUCAAAAAACAAUCUUGUCACAUAAUUCUGGUAUUUAUAGAUUUGGUUUACCAAAACCAUCUGAUAUUCUUGGGUUACCAAUUGGUCAACAUAUUUCAAUAAGUGCAAACAUUAAUGGUAAAGAUAUCGUGAGAUCAUACACUCCAACUUCAAAUGAUGCCGAAAGAGGUUAUUUCGAUCUUUUAAUCAAAUCUUAUCCAACUGGUAACAUUUCAAAAUAUAUUGCUGAAUUAGAGAUUGGUGAUAGUAUUGAUGUUAGAGGUCCAAAAGGUUUUUUCGAAUAUACUCCAAAUAUGUGUACCCAUUUUGGUAUGGUUGCAGGUGGUACGGGUAUUACACCAAUGUAUCAAAUCAUUAAUGCUAUUAUUUCAAAUCCAGAAGAUAAAACCCAAGUUCAGUUGAUCUAUGGUAAUCAAACUGAAGCUGAUAUUCUAUUGAAAAAAGAAUUAGAUCAUAUUGUUCAAAAUCAUCCACAAAUCAAAGUUCAUUAUUUAUUAGAUAGACCAGGUCCAAAUUGGGAUGGUGGUGUUGGUUAUGUCACCCCAGAACUAUUAAACCAAUUCAUUCCUGCAGCUACUGAUAAAACUCAAUUAUUAUUAUGUGGUCCUCCACCAAUGGUUAACUCUGUUAAAAAAGCCGCUGUUAAUCUUGGUUUCCAAAAGGCUAAACCUGUUUCAAAAGCUGGUGAUCAAAUAUUCGUGUUUUAA
Messenger RNA from Hansenula anomala, 831 nucleotides. RefSeq names its product cytochrome-b5 reductase (gene CBR1). The transcript has a single exon. The coding region runs from base 1 to 831 and encodes 276 amino acids. The record is from RefSeq and is a predicted model, not a curated record. Gene Ontology annotation, molecular function: oxidoreductase activity. Lineage: Eukaryota; Fungi; Ascomycota; Saccharomycetes; Phaffomycetales; Wickerhamomycetaceae. Gene Ontology annotation, cellular component: plasma membrane; endoplasmic reticulum.